CGCUUUAUCUUCGCUGGAACGCACCUGCACCCGUGGCUCCAAAAUAGCCGCCCCUACCAGCUCAGGGACCCGCUUGCCCCGACUCUCCGGAGAGGAAAAGCGUAGGCGCCGCACUUUUCUGACCUGGGGAAGUAGUGGAGGGAAUCUUCGGUUCCCGUUUUACGACAACGUGCGGCUGCGCGCCGUGGCUGACGGCAACGCCGCGCUUCUCUUGGAGAGGUCACACCGGAGACGGUGUUGGUUUUAGGGUGUGGGGGUCGGUGGCACUAUGUGGCGCGUUUGUGUGCGACGGGCACGGAAUGCAGCCCCAAAGGCAGGACUGAGGGCUCAGUGGACGGCCUUGCGGGAGGGACCCGGAGCGCCGUGCAUGACCCCGCGGUCUGGGCAGGCUGCGGCUCGUUGCAACAGUGCGACCACAGGGUAUGGCGGGGUCCGGGCGCUGUGCGGCUGGAGCCCCCGCGCUGGGGCCACGCCGCGGAACCGCUUACUGCUGCAGCUUUUGGGAUCGCCCAGCCACCGCUGUUACAGUCUCCCCCCGCACCAGAAGGUUCCAUUGCCUUCUCUUUCCCCCACAAUGCAGGCAGGAACCAUAGCUCGUUGGGAAAAAAAAGAAGGGGAAAAAAUCAGUGAGGGUGACCUAAUUGCAGAGGUUGAAACUGAUAAAGCCACCGUUGGAUUUGAGAGUCUGGAGGAGUGUUAUAUGGCAAAAAUACUUGUUGCUGAAGGUACCAGAGAUGUCCCAGUUGGAGCAAUCAUCUGUAUCACAGUUGAAAAGCCUGAGGAUAUUGAGGCCUUUAAAAAUUAUACAUUGGAUUCCUCAGCAGCACCACAAGCAGCUCCAUCUCCAGCCCCAGCCCCAGCCCCAGCCCCAGCCCCAGCUUCACCUCUUACACCUUCAGCGCAGGCUCCUGGUAGCUCGUAUCCCACUCACAUGCAGGUAGUUCUUCCUGCCCUCUCUCCCACCAUGACCAUGGGCACAGUUCAGAGAUGGGAAAAAAAAGUGGGUGAGAAGCUAAGUGAAGGAGAUUUAUUGGCAGAGAUAGAAACUGACAAAGCCACUAUAGGUUUUGAAGUGCAGGAAGAAGGUUAUUUGGCAAAAAUCCUGAUCCCUGAAGGCACGAGAGAUGUCCCUCUAGGAACCCCACUCUGUAUUAUUGUAGAAAAAGCGGCAGAUAUAUCGGCAUUUGCUGACUAUAGGCCAACUGAAGUAGCUGAUUUAAAACCACAAGCACCACCACCUGCCCCACCCCCGGUGGCUGCUCCUCCAACUCCUCAACCUUUAGCCCCUGCACCUUCAGCCACCUGCCCAGCUCCUGCUAGACCAAAGGGAAGGGUGUUUGUUAGCCCUCUUGCAAAGAAGUUGGCAGCAGAGAAAGGGAUUGACCUUACGCAAGUAAAAGGAACAGGACCAGAUGGCAGAAUCAUCAAGAAGGACAUUGACUCUUUUGUCCCUAGUAAAGCUGCUCCUGCCCCAGCAGCUGCUGUGCCUCCCCCUGGUCCAGGAGUGGCGGCAGUUCCUACAGGUGUCUUCACAGAUAUCCCAAUCAGCAACAUUCGUCGAGUUAUUGCACAGCGGUUAAUGCAGUCAAAGCAAACCAUACCUCAUUAUUACCUUUCUAUUGAUGUAUAUAUGGGAGAAGUUUUGUUGGUACGGAAAGAACUUAAUAAGAUGUUAGAAGGGAGAAGCAAAAUUUCUGUCAAUGACUUCAUCAUAAAAGCUUCAGCUUUGGCAUGUUUAAAAGUUCCUGAAGCAAAUUCUUCUUGGAUGGACACAGUAAUAAGACAAAAUCAUGUUGUUGAUGUUAGUGUUGCUGUCAGUACUCCUGCAGGACUGAUCACACCUAUUGUGUUUAAUGCACAUAUAAAAGGACUGGAAGCUAUUGCUAAUGAUGUUGUUUCUUUAGCAACCAAAGCAAGAGAGGGUAAACUACAGCCACAUGAGUUCCAGGGUGGCACUUUCACAAUCUCCAAUUUAGGAAUGUUUGGAAUUAAGAAUUUCUCUGCUAUUAUUAACCCACCUCAAGCAUGUAUUCUGGCAAUUGGUGCUUCAGAGGAUAAACUGGUUCCAGCAGAUAAUGAAAAAGGAUUUGAUGUGGCUAGCAUGAUGUCUGUUACACUCAGUUGUGAUCAUCGGGUUGUGGACGGAGCAGUUGGAGCCCAGUGGCUUGCUGAGUUUAGAAAGUACCUUGAAAAACCUAUCACCAUGUUGUUAUAAGUUAACCCUAGAAUUUCUAGACUCUCCCAGGUCACAUUGGUUCAUUCUUACCCAGAUAUUUAUAUGUUAUUAAAUAGGUGGUUCUUUUUAUUUUAAAGUUAACCAGUUAUUUUUAUCUAUGAGUCUUUCCAGUUAAGUUAUUUGUAAUAGGCAUUACUGAGUUUUUUUUAAUGCCAAUUAUACCCAAAUAUUGUGCACAUUUAAUAACACCAUAUUUUAGGCUUUGUACUCCUCAUCAAGAGACAUGUAUCUUAGCCUUUGGGUGAUAAGUACUUCCACCAGGAAAUGUAGGAUAGGCAGAAAUGUGGUUCCCUAAGCACAGGUAUGUAAAAGUAACCUGGAUGAAACCUUGAAGUUCUGAAAUUUUAUAGCCUAAAAUGUUUUGCUUAGAUGUUAGGGAAAGAGAAGUCAGGAAAAUUAGUUCUCAUGGGAGGAAUUGUUUGAACUGAAGCUUGAUUUUCAAAUUUAACCCUGAAUUAAAUUUUAUUACGUGAUCUCGGUUUAUCAUGGAUGGGAAGGGUAGAGAACUUCACAGAAAAUAAGUGAAAUUUUAAAAGUCUACAUUUUCUAAGACCUUUUCAACCAGUUGUUCUUUGUUUACUUUUCUAUGAACCCCUAAGUGGUUGUUUUCCCUUCUUGAGAUGACAUAAAUGUAAACCAGAUGACUUGGUAUAAUUGAAAAUUUAUAUGGGUAUUUAUUCAAAUAACUUAAAUGUGUAAUUCUGAGAGCAGAAUUCUACAAUAACCUCCAAAUAAAAGAACAUGCUUAUAGAAUUUAACAGAAGUUGUGAAAAUAGAAUUUUCCCUCUAACAUUAACUGGUAGUUAACUGCAAACAAAUUAUCACAGCUUUAUUACUCAAAUAACUCUGGAAAACUCUACCAAAUAAUUAUGGGAUAUAUAUGGAAUAGGUGUACAUAUGUAAAAUAUGGUUACUAGAGUUGGAUAUGUGCCAAAGUCCAUUUAUCACCAAGUCCUAUUUGAAGAGAAAGGAGUGUGAUGGGGAGAUCAUUGGUGAACAGUUUGGAGUGCUAAAAAAUGAUGCCCAAACAAAAUGGUACUUUCUACUUGGAUAAAGUUGAAAAAUUAAAUGUGUAUAAAAAACCAUUGUGUGUUUUUCCACUCCAGCAUUGUCUCAUGUAAAAUAAGAAAGCCCUAAAAUCCUGUUGGAGAGAAAAAAGGUUGCUACCUUAUCAGCCUAAAUUCUUUUUUCCAUUUCGUUAUGUUUUGCCUUUCUUUUGGAGGGAAGGAGGAGGUGCUAUCAGGAUGAUAAAAAUGAAUUGGGAACAUCAUGAUUCCAGACUUGCUAUUGAAAUGAUGUGUUUUAAUAAAUGUUUGGAAUUAUUUAUGACUAUUUAAAAUAA
Cynocephalus volans (Philippine flying lemur) is the source of this 3578-nucleotide messenger RNA. RefSeq names its product dihydrolipoamide S-acetyltransferase (gene DLAT). Lineage: Eukaryota; Metazoa; Chordata; Mammalia; Dermoptera; Cynocephalidae. The transcript has 14 exons. The record is from RefSeq and is a predicted model, not a curated record. Gene Ontology annotation, molecular function: dihydrolipoyllysine-residue acetyltransferase activity. Gene Ontology annotation, biological process: pyruvate decarboxylation to acetyl-CoA. The coding region runs from base 269 to 2215 and encodes 648 amino acids.